Molecule: messenger RNA, 1023 nt
Organism: Lecanosticta acicola
Lineage: Eukaryota; Fungi; Ascomycota; Dothideomycetes; Mycosphaerellales; Mycosphaerellaceae
Source: the annotation of a GenBank genome assembly
AUGCCCCGGCUUCCCUUCGUGACCUUGGAUGUCUUUACCCAGACGCGGUAUGCUGGGAACCCUCUCGCGGUGGUCCGAGUACCGGCAGACACGAAGGAUGAUGUCUCGGGGGAGCAGAUGCAGAGGAUUGCGAGGGAGUUCAAUCUGAGCGAGACGAUUUUCUUACACGAGGAUGGGGAGCAGGAAGGGGAGUGGAGGGUGAGGAUUUUCUUGACGGAUAGGGAGAUUCCUUUUGCUGGUGAGUCUUUCCAUUUUCUUACGGGUCCCUUUUUGGUCCCUUUUUUUGGUUUGCACGAUGAGGAAGGACGGAGAGGUUGACAAGAUGUAAAAAGGUCAUCCAACCAUCGGCUGCGCAGUCUACGCUCUCAGCACCCUCUCCCCAACCCACUCCCAAGGCCGCUUCAUCGCCAACGCAGGCCCCAUCGACUUGCAAUACGCCAACGGAACAGCAUCCGCCUCGAUCCCUCACAAUUUCCACCUCCACACCCAACACGCCCGCAACUGCGAAGAGGUCCUCAACAUCCAACCCGCUUUGAAAACCACCCUCACCUCCCCCGUUCCCAUCGACCUCAUCAGCCCCGUCAAGGGAAUGAACUUCCUCGCAAUCAACCUGCCCACCCUCGAUUCUCUCGCGAGAGUCACCACUUCUGCCACCGGCCCCACUUCGACCCCCGACGAUGAAUGGCAAGCCGCUUUCACGGGCACUUACUUCUACGUCCACUUACCCUCCGAUCCCGACACCGACACCAUCCGCCUCCAAGCCCGAAUGAUCGCGGGACCCCUCGAAGACCCGGCGACGGGUUCCGCGGCUUGUGCUCGAGCCUGCCACCUCGCUCUCCUCCAGCGAAAACAGGCAAAUACUCGCACGACGACUCCCUACGAAAAAUCACACAGGGCCUCGAAAUCGGCCGCAGAUCGGACAUCGGCGUCACGGUCGCCCUGAACGCUACUCGUGAUGCGAUCGAACGAGUCGUGCUCCGUGGCGAGGCGGUGAAAGUCAUGGAAGGUAUUGUCGAAUGUUGA